Molecule: messenger RNA, 1758 nt
Organism: Daphnia pulex (common water flea)
Lineage: Eukaryota; Metazoa; Arthropoda; Branchiopoda; Diplostraca; Daphniidae
Product: BTB/POZ and MATH domain-containing protein 3-like
Exons: 3
Coding region: 176-1267 (363 amino acids)
Biological process (GO): proteasome-mediated ubiquitin-dependent protein catabolic process; regulation of proteolysis
Cellular component (GO): cytoplasm; nucleus
Molecular function (GO): ubiquitin protein ligase binding
Source: RefSeq, a predicted model, not a curated record
UUUGUUUGCCAUAGUUUGGCUUUGGCAGUUCGACUUCUUUCUGGCUUAAGUCUGUAGUAGUAGAACUGCUGCACUCAUAUAAUCGUCUGCUUCUGAAUUUUCAAGUUUGUUACCGUAAAAGUGAUAAGCGUUUCCAAAUUUUCUCGUUCAUAAAACUCACAGAACCAACAGUGUGAUGUCUGCUAUUGACGACAAAAACGAACCCAGGGAGGUGGUGGUUUUCGUGAAAAGAAGUCGACCUGGAAUGUUUUGCAGUACGUUUCAAUGGGAGGCACCGAAAAAGACAACGGAAAAUGAGACUUUAUUCUGUUAUUCAGCAGAAUUAAGAAUUGAAAAUCACUUGUGUCUUUACAUUCUGGAGAUAAAUUUUAGAUUUGAAAAGGAAAAUAAAAAAAUUCACCGUGAAGUAGAUUUUUUCCCGACUCAAGCUGGCCUCCACGAAGAAGAUAAUGACUUACGACCUGUCGAUGUUUCGAUCGCUAUAAAUGAAGAAGAAACGAGAUGUAUAUUGGAGUCAAUGGGCUGGGAUCAGUGGGGUUACCGCGACAUCAGAGGAAGCAUUGCCUGCCCGGCUGGAAAAAGCUUUACCGACAUUACAUGGGAAACGACAAAUCCAAACGAAUGGAAACCCUUGACCUGUCAUCUCUGGCUCGACUUUGAAACCUCCGCUAAAAGGAAAAAGAACGCCCUCAAACAACUGACUGAAUUGUAUGUCCAGCAGAAGCAGUGCGAUGUCCAGUUUAACUUGCAAGACGAUCAACACAUUGGCGGCCAUUCACACAUACUGGUGGCCAGAAGUCCCGUUUUUGCCGCAAUGUUCCAGCACGAGAUGAUGGAGACGAAGUCGGGCCAAGUCAACAUUCAAGACAUCCAGCCAGACAUUUUUAAGCAGAUGCUUCACUACAUUUACUCGGUCCAACUUUCAGUACAGCUGACUGAAAUCACUGCCCAGCAGCUAUUUGAGGCGGCCGACAAGUACGACAUUGGUGAUUUGAAGGAUGAGUGUGUCGAUCGUCUAAUAUAUCGCAUCCGCGUAGACAACGUGAUCAAUUUGAUGGCCUGGGCACAUACUCAUUCAGUUGAAGAGCUGAAAGAAGAAACUCUCGAAUUCACGUCGCUCCAUGGGAAAGAAAUAUCUCAACUAAAAGAUUGGGAGAAUCUAAUGAAAAAUUACCCUGAAGUCUUUUUUGAGGCAACUCGACGCAUUAUUGACCGAAUGUCAUCCUCUUCCAAAAGCAAUGCCACUGCCAAUUCAAACCGACAAUAAUGGGCGAUUAAUAUGGUUGACGUAUUUGAACACAUCUCCAUGACAUCUCCAUGAAAAUUUAAACCUUGUGUUGAUCUUCUGGAUGACGGCUAAUAUUCCUCGCAAGUUUUUUUUUUUUUUUUUUUAUGAACUGUAUUAUCUAUUAUGUCUAAAUAGAUAAUUGUUGGAAGGAGAAACUGUUGUAUGGUGAAAUUAAAAAAAAAAAAAAAAAAAAAAAUUGUCAUCAUGUUGUCUGCAUACACUACAGCAUCAUUUUUGCGAGGAGUUGGAGUCGCCUACCAUCUACCAAGACCCAAAAGAGUCAAAUUCCAUAAACUUUGUAUAUUCUUAGAUUUUACACAGUCAACAACACUUCGCAUUUAUUUCGCAUUAACGUUGCUCACUUGCGCUUAGGAAUUUAGCUAAUUCGUGAAUUCCCAGUCCAUCAGAAGUCAGCCAGUAAGGUGUUAUGUAUAAUCCUCUCUGAAUAUUCAAUAUAGUUUAAGUCAUAU